This is a messenger RNA of Stegastes partitus (bicolor damselfish), 4584 nucleotides long. RefSeq names its product single-stranded DNA-binding protein 3. The record is from RefSeq and is a predicted model, not a curated record. Gene Ontology annotation, molecular function: single-stranded DNA binding; protein binding. Gene Ontology annotation, cellular component: nucleus. Gene Ontology annotation, biological process: positive regulation of transcription by RNA polymerase II. The transcript has 18 exons. Bases 175 to 1320 code for a protein of 381 amino acids. Lineage: Eukaryota; Metazoa; Chordata; Actinopteri; Pomacentridae.
UGUGGGCAAUGUUGGGGAUGUAGAAAAAAAAAAGGAAACCGGAGCAAAGAGAGCGCAAGGGAGAGAUAGGGAGACAACACUAACUGGGUAGCUAUGGAGAUAGUAGGUUUUCCUGGUAGCUUUCUUUGACAGGUGUCGAGUGGGAUAAAAUAAAGUGUCAGAACAGCUUCCAAGAUGUACGGCAAAGGUAAAGGAGCUGUGGUCCCCUCCGAUAGCCAAGCGAGAGAAAAGUUAGCGUUAUAUGUGUACGAGUACCUGCUACAUGUGGGAGCACAGAAGUCAGCACAGACCUUCCUGUCUGAGGUAAGAUGGCACAACAAUUUUACACUUGGGCACCCCCCACCUCCCCUCCAUUUCAGUGUAUUCUGGGAUUUGUAUUGUGCAGCUCCAGACCGAAGGGAGACAUGUGAACACUCCAGUGAGGCCAAGGCCUUCCAUGACUAUAGCGCAGCGGCGGCGCCCAGCCCAGUGAUGGGCAACAUGCCCCCCAACGACGCCAUGCCAGGUGGUCCCAUGCCCCCAGGCUUCUUCCAGGGACCACCCGGCUCUCAGCAGUCCCCCCACGCACAGCCCCCCCCACACAACCCCAGCAACCCAAUGAUGGGACCCCAUGGCCAGCCUUUCAUGUCACCGCGGUAUCCAGGUGGGCCGCGCCCCUCACUCCGAAUGCCAAAUCAGCCUCCUGGGGGAAUCCCAGGAUCUCAGCCUCUCCUGCCAAACAGUUUGGACCCAACAAGACCGCAAGGACAUCCCAACAUGGGUGGACCAAUGAGAAUGAACCCUCCCCGAGGAAUGGCCAUGGGCCCACAGAAUUAUGGCGGCAUGAGGCCUCCUCCCAACUCCAUGGGCGGUCCAAUGCCAGGAAUGAACAUGGGUCCCGGAGGAAGAGGACCUUGGCCAGGACCUAAUGCUAACUCUAUAGCCUACUCUUCCUCAUCUCCAGGAAACUAUGUGGGUCCACCUGGCGGAGGAGGUCCACCUGGAACUCCCAUCAUGCCCAGCCCAGGUGAUUCAACUAACUCCAGUGAAAACAUCUAUACAAUGAUGAAUCCUAUCGGACCCGGAGGCAACAGACCCAAUUUCCCUAUGGGGCCGGGGCCUGACGGGCCUAUGGGAGCUAUGGGAGCCAUGGAACCACACCACAUGAAUGGAUCACUAGGGUCUGGGGAUAUGGAUGGGUUGCCAAAGAGCUCUCCUAAUAACAUGGGGGGCAUGAACAACCCUCCUGGAACGCCGAGAGAUGACGGCGAAAUGGGCGGCAACUUCUUGAACCCAUUCCAAAGCGAAAGUUAUUCACCCAACAUGACGAUGAGUGUGUGAUUUUAUUUUUUCCUUAUUUUAUUUUAUUUUUUUGUAUUUUUGUUUAUUUCCCCUCCCCCUCCCUAUUUUUGUAUCCCUGCACCUGAAUUUUUAUUUUUUAUUUUUUUUCUUCAAUUCAAUCCUUUCUUCACCUCGGAUUGGACCACCUUCCCCUUCCUCACACACAAACACACCUUCUGCCUCCACUACCAACCCAACCCCACCACCACCACCACCACAAACCUCCGCCCACUUUUCCCCCCUCUUCUUCUCACUCGGGAAAACUCUGCGGCCACACAGCCUUCUGGGACAGCCCUCGAGCAUGCUGGGACUCUAAUUAAGACGGGCCCUCCCGGAGCAUGCAAAAUGGCUGCCGGUGUGAAUAGGAAGCAGUCACAGAGCAACAGGAAGAGCCUCCUCUCUGACUCCGGCCCCGGCCUCCCUGGCUUUCUGUCAGGGUCUAGACAAUGAGCGAGGGAAGGAGGAUAAACAGAGAGAGAAAGAGGGGAGAGAGGAGACUGGAAAACACAGCCCUCCCCUGUGGACCAGUGUCGGGUCUCUUAGCAGCUGCCUGGAAGCUUCUCAACCACAACUUUGGACUUUUUUUUUUUUUAAAUAUUUUUUUGUUGCUGUUCCCGACGGAUUCAGUGGAGGGUCGGAUGAUACGACCCCGUCUUUCGCCUCCCCGCCGCCCCUUCACAUUGUUCUCUGUGCGUGUACAUUUGUAACAGAGGUGUUGUGAUGAUCAGUGAACAUGGUUUUUUUUUUCCAUUUUUUUUUUUGUUUUUUUGUGUAUGUAUUGUAUCAUUGCUAUUUUUAUUAUUGUAUUAUUGUUAUUAAUGAUAUUGUUAUGAUCAUUUUAAGAUUAGGUUCUAAUUUCUGUUGUUUUUAAGGGCACAUUAUUAUGAUGAAGACAGCAUAUGUGCACACGAAUCAGAAAUUAUUUGCUGUGUAGCAUGUGGCUCUAAUCGAGCACACUGCCCCCUGCAGGUAAGAGUUCCUCCAUCACGGUACAGAUUGGUCGUAUUUAAAAAUAAAUCUUUCUCAGAGGAUAGCAACUUCCUUUUUAGAAGAUCUAAAUUCUUGAUAACCCACACGAGAAGAAGAAGAAGAAGAAGCGCCUCCUGCUUUAGUAGCUUCCCUGCAGUGAAAUGCACAGCUCUAUUUAUUUAUGUACUUUUAAUUUGUCUUAUGAAUCAUUAUUAUGUUUUUUUUGUUUUUUUUUAAGUGUUAUCCCUGGUUUUUGUCAACUGCAGAACUAGUAGCAACUGUGUAAAUAUGCAGAUCCACUCCUUCGCCCCCCGUCUUGACGUCAUUAGACCCUUCUAUCCGAGCCCCUCCAAAAGGUGCUGAUGUUAUCGCAAGCGUCGACCAUUUCGACCCCACUCGUGCUGCUUUCACUAACGCUUCCCACUUCCCGGUCACUCCAUCGUGUACAUAGGUUGCGUCUGUCUGCUGACCUGUCGUGAACACUCGGAUUGUUUUUUUUGUUUUUGUUUUUUUUUCUUUGUUUUGUUGCUGAUAAGUUCUCAACACACUGUGAUGUACGUCUUUAUAGAAACUUUGCUUUCACACACACACACCAGUCAGUCAGUCAGUUUAGCUCGCAGACGUUUUGUUGUCACAGUCACUUCUGGUGAGAGGACUUCUGGCCACAUGCUGAUCACAUCUUCAGUGUUUUUUUGUUUUUUUUAUGAAUCAGGAAAGCAGCAAGGCGUUGCUCUGUUGACCGAGUGGCCUCCCUCCCUUUUGCUCACCUUAAAAAAAAAAACAAAAACAAAACAAAAAACGCCUCCCCUCCUUUUUCUUACCUUUCCAACAGGCCAGCAUUGACACACAGACACUCAGUAACACACCAUCCCUCUCUGAUUUUUUUUUUUGUACAACUCUCCAUCUUUUUGAUUUUAAGUUUUUGUAAAUACUGUAAAAUGCAUUUUGAUAUCAUUGACAUGUUUUUGAUAUUUCAAAUCACAACUUAACAGUUGAUCAGAAACGUGCCGAUUCGGGCGACUGUGUGUAUUUGUUCAGAGAUGGCGUGUCUUUUACUCAGAAAUAAUAUGAAUGAUGAGAAACAGAAAACUGGAGCUGCUAUAGACUAUUAUGCUAUUUCACCUCAUCACAGACUAAACGUGGGGCUUUACUGUGCAUCAGAGCUGUCGCGUCGAGGGCGUCCGGCAGGACAAGGGAGGAAAUUGUAUGUUAGUCAAGUGUGGGUGAACACCAUUAGCUAACUCACUGUCACGCACAUUUCCCUAAAAACUAAACACGACUCUCCCUCCUCGGCCUCUCUUCUUGCAAACUUGGUUUGCAGUGGCCAAAACAAAAGCCACUUAAAUGGGAAUAUAUUUUGUCAUUUUUUGACAGGGAAUUUGCAAGAACAGAGCGAAAGAGGACCGUUUGUUUUUGUUUUUUUAAUACUAAAACUUGCCCUUCUGUGUCUGCCUCUGACACACUGCAUUUCAGCUUCUACCCUCCUGACACAACUGAAUCAGAAAGCAGGGCACACAGGACACUGGCUCUCAAUCCAACGCACCAGGGACCAGAGUACAUACUUUACUAUGAAGGAUUUUUUUAUCUAUUUAAAAUGGGGCAGGAGAAAUGUUUUGGGAAAGUAAAAACGACAUAAAAAAAUAAAAUAAAAAAACACAAAAAAAAACCAACACAUGGACAGACUUGUUGCUAAGAAGAGGUAGAGAGAGUGCAGGAACAGGCGUUUCCUCCCCUGUACUUUGAAAUACUGUUGUAUAAAAUGCAGUCCAACUUCUCUCUAUCUUUCUGUCCUGUAAGUAAAGCCGUCACAACGUUGAUCAUUUCUGUAUUUCUAUCGUGCUGAUGUAUAAUACUGUAACAUUCAGGGGGAGGGAGGGUUAAGAGAGGACUUUCGGGGAGGGGGUGGGGGUGGGAGUAAAAAGAUUUUUCUGUUCAGUUCCUCAUUUUUCCUCUUGAUGACAAAGCAGUAUUGAAUAUGAGGCAGUCUGUCCUUGGGGAGUUGCUUUGUAUCUCAUGUUAGGGUAGUUUCAGAUCCUAAAUGUCUCGUGUAGUAAAAUAAGAGGUUCCUUCGUAUGUUUCUUUAUAUUGUAAAGUUUCUUUAGACAACAAAAUGUUGCUUAUUGGAAAAAAGGUGGGAAAUCUGCAUUGAUAAUUAAUGUAUUUUUUUGGUUUUGUUUAUUUUUAUUUUUUUGGUUUUAAUUUUCAUCAAGUUGUCAGUCGUUUUUUGCCUGUGUCCCCCUUGUUGUAGAUACAUAUUAAAAACAAAUAAAAUGACUUCACUCCUUUUGCCAUGAA